GGUGUUCUGUUUGUUAAAAGUUCUGAUUCUUAAUCAUCAGAGCAUUCUACAAAAUCCACGUACCAAUAGGUGUGUUAUCUGUCGGCUGUCCCUGCACAUACAGCACACAGUUUACCUUCUGAUAUCGCACAUUGCGAACGUACCAAGAAUUUACUAGAAAAUUUAUUAGUUUUUCACAUCUAGAUAUUAAUAAUCUUUCAAGAUGGGGUGUGGUGAAUUCCUAGUUAAAUACAUAUUGUUUUUCGCCAACUUAUUCUUUGCGUUGGCUGGCCUCACACUGCUGGUUCUAGGUGUCGUGGUCCAGUUAAGGAUCACGGACUUAUCAAACUUAGCCGAUGGUCAGGUGCAGAUCGCGCCCAUCUCGUCGAUGGUGGUGGGCGGGAUAGUUUUCCUCAUCGCAUUCUUCGGCUGCUGCGGUGCCAUCAGGGAGAGUAACUGCAUGCUGGUUACUUAUGCGAUCUUCAUGUUGAUACUAAUGGUGGUGAAAAUAGCGUUGGCCACUGUCAUCUUCGUGAGUCUCGACAGCUUGCUGGGACAAAUUCCUGACUGGCUCACACAAUCGUUCAAGACGGACCAGCAGGCAUUCCACGCUCUUGAAAAUACGUUCCGUUGUUGCGGUCCGACCGGUGCUGGCUCGUAUAUGGACCUGGUGUUGCCGAAUUCGUGCUGCGACACUCCGCCGUGUGUCCCCCUUGUGAACGCAUACAGCGGCUGCGACACCAUAGUGAAGGAAUUCUUGCGCACCUUCGGCCUCAUAAUCGGCAUCAUCGCUAUCGCCGUGGGCGCUAUUCAGUUGGUGGCAGCCGUGUUCGCUCUGUGCCUGGCCAACCACGCUCGCAACAAGUACAGGAGGUCGACCUAUUGAACUCGCGUCUCCUACUACGUGUUACGAAGAGCUACGGCCGUUACCAAUGCUACAGACAAUAAUAUCGACCGUUCAUAGAAAUUUAUUACUAGGGCAGGCGAAAAAAAUGAUAAUUAUAGGUUCAGUGUCUUUUACCU
Messenger RNA from Diatraea saccharalis (sugarcane borer), 1002 nucleotides. Lineage: Eukaryota; Metazoa; Arthropoda; Insecta; Lepidoptera; Crambidae. The record is from the annotation of a GenBank genome assembly.